AAAGGUAUUUGGUCUACUUAUGAAUAUGUAUAGGUACCAUAAUUUACGGAAACCACAACAACUAUAUCGAAUUCUAGGUCAGAUUAAUCUGAAACCAUGUUUCCUGCAGCCCAAGGCUGGGAUUACCGGUAAAGUCAUGCUGAAUUUGGGUAAAAUCAUGCUUUACUAUAUAACUGGGUGUACUAUUGAUUGUGCAAUUCAAUUGAGUUUGUUCGAAUACACAGUGAUCAUGAAUAAGUUGAAUUUUGUUUGUGUAGCUUUAGUAUGCGUUGCUGGAUCUAUUUUGGCAGUGUCUCCAGCACAAAAGGCGGCAAUCCAAGCGAAGCUGUUAUCAGGCGGUUUAGCAUGCAUCAAGGACCAUCCGCUCUCAGCUGCGGAUAUCAGGGUGUUUAGACAGAAGAUGCUGCCGGACAACGAGAACGCGAGGUGCUUCGCGGCGUGUUUGUUUAAGAAGAUCGGCAUUAUGGAUGAUAUGGGCAAACUUUCUGCAGCCGGGGCUCAGGACAGUGCCAAAUCAAUCUUUAAAAACAAUGACGAGCAUUUGUCUAAAGUAGCAGAACUUAUUGGAGAAUGUUCUUCAGUGAACGAAGAAAUGACAGUGGAUGGUGAUAAAGGAUGCGACCGAGCCAAGAUGGCGUUCACGUGUCUUACUGAUCAUGCCCCGAAGUUCAAUUUUGACAUCGAUUUUUGAAAGGAUCAUCAAAAUUAUAACCCCAGAAAGAAGAUAAUGUCGAAAGAAAUCAAUAUUUAUAUAGAAAUAAGUUCAUAUUGUAAGCAUCGGAUAGCGAACUUCGUGACAUGUAUUUAUUUGAAUGUUUGGAGUUUAUUGUGUCAAACUUAUUUGUACCUGAAUAAAAUCUUCGAAAAAAGU
This is a messenger RNA of Plodia interpunctella (Indianmeal moth), 871 nucleotides long. RefSeq names its product general odorant-binding protein 28a. The transcript has 5 exons. NCBI's taxonomy places the organism in Eukaryota, Metazoa, Arthropoda, Insecta, Lepidoptera, Pyralidae. Bases 20 to 691 code for a protein of 223 amino acids. Gene Ontology annotation, molecular function: odorant binding. The record is from RefSeq and is a predicted model, not a curated record.